Messenger RNA from Cataglyphis hispanica, 2189 nucleotides. RefSeq lists its product as uncharacterized. The coding region runs from base 90 to 2189 and encodes 699 amino acids. The record is from RefSeq and is a predicted model, not a curated record. Lineage: Eukaryota; Metazoa; Arthropoda; Insecta; Hymenoptera; Formicidae. The transcript has 4 exons.
CGAUAAAAAAACAUUUUAAUAUAAAAGUGACUACUGUGUUCAACGGCGAGUUUGUGACAGGUGAUAAGCGCGCAAAUAAAAGCAUUAAUAUGAAAAACUGUGAACUAUUUCGCACAUCAGAUUUACACGACUGGUAUGAGCGGCGCGUUAUCGAGCCCACUCUAGCAUCGCUCGAAGAAUUUCAAGAACGUGACAGUGGGUGGGCUUUGUCGCGAAUACUAGAUUUGACAAUUAAUAUAAAUAAAUAUAAUCCAAUGCGUGCAGGAUGUCACAUAAAAUUACCGCAAGAAAUAAUGAAGAAGAAAGCGGUAAUAAACGUGCAAUUUAACGACAAUGCGUGUUUCGCAUGGUCUGUGGUUGCUGCUCUAUAUCCAGUUGAAAGAAAUUCAGAACGAGAAUCAUCGUAUCCACAUUAUACGGCAGUGCUGAAUCUCCAAGACAUUGAGUUUCCAGUGACUGUGAAUCAAAUUAAAAAAUUUGAACGUGCCAAUGAUAUCUCCAUAAAUGUAUAUUGCCUCGAAGAAAAGAACAUUGUCCCGAUUCGACUGAGCGAGCUAAAGAGAGAUAAACACAUCAACUUGUUUUACGUGCAAGAUCCACGGGACGACAACGUCGGACAUUUUGCAUGGAUCAAGAAUUUAUCCCGGCUCGUGAGCUCGCAAUUGAGCAAGAAAGAGCACAGAAAAUAUAUUUGUGACAGAUGUUUACACUAUUUUGAAUCCAACAACAAGUUGCAGUCGCACACGAUAGACUACCAACAAAUGAACGAGUGCGCCAUCCGGUUACCAAGCGAGAAGGAUAAAUGGCUCGAGUUCAACAAUUACAACAGGAAAGAGCUGCUGCCUUUUGUCGUAUACACCGACUUAGAGUGCAUGCUGAAGAAGACUAACAAUGAUCCGAUAAUGUCUACAUACACAUUUCAACAUCACGAGGUAUUUAGCGUAGCUUAUUAUAUACAUUGCGCGUACGAUGAAACAUUAUCCGCGUAUUAUUCUCGCCGUAAUGUCGAUUGUAUCACGUGGUUUGUCGAAGAACUUAAAAAUUUAGCGCACCGUGUAAAAAAUAUAAUAUCCGCGAAUGUUCCUAUGGUAACUCUCUCACACGAACAGUGUGAGACAUUUCGCAGCGCGACGCAUUGCCACAUUUGCGAGAAACCAUUCGCGCCGGACGAUACACGAGUACGCGAUCAUUGUCAUCUGACCGAGCGAUACCGAGGUCCCGCGCAUUCGAAUUGUUUCACAUGGGAUGCCAUGUUGAAACAUACAAAAAUUAAAUUCGAAUUACUUACUGAUAUCGACAUGGCUAUGUUUAUUGAACGUGGUAUUCGCAGUGGUCUAAGUCAGUGCUCCGGCAGAUACGCGCAUGCUAAUAACAAGUAUAUGCGGUCGUACGAUCCAUCGAAAUCUUCAUCGUAUUUGAUGUACUUUGAUGUAAACAACUUAUACGGAUGGGCAAUGUGUCAACCAUUGCCUUAUGCCGAUUUUCGAUGGGUCGAUGACAUCUCUGAUUUUAACAUUAGCGCGAUCGCUUCCGAUUCACCGAUAGGUUAUAUUCUCGAGGUCGAUCUAGAGUAUCCGCAACAUCUUCACAAUGCGCACGCUGACCUACCGUUUUGCCCGAUACGCGAUAAACCUCCCGGUAAGCGGGAGGACAAGCUCCUCGCAACAUUAUAUGAUAAGAAGCGUUAUGUCAUACACUAUCGCAACCUGCAACAGUGCACGCGUCAUGGUCUUCGCGUCACAAAAAUACAUCGCGUAUUACAAUUCACUCAAUCCGCAUGGCUCCGCGAUUACAUCGAACUCAAUACAAAAUUUCGAACACUCGCGAGAAAUGAUUUCGAAAAAAAUUUGUACAAAUUAAUGAAUAACGCGGUAUUCGGUAAAACUAUGGAAAACGUGCGCAAUCACGUUGAUGUAAAAUUAUUAACAAAGUGGGACGGACGAUAUGGCGCGGAGGCUAUGAUCGCGAAACCAAAUUUUCACAGCAGGAUUAUCUUUUCAGAAAAUUUAGUCGCCGUUGAACUGCGCAAACUUGAGUACCUUCACGAAGAGAUUGAAAUGACUCGACAGCAAUCAUGUAUAAGGUCAAAAUUGCAUGAAGUAUAUACCAUUCGUGAGACAAAAAUUGCUCUAAGUCCAUACGAUGACAAGCGGUAUAUCGUACCUGACUCGACCAAUUUGUUACCAUGA